Molecule: messenger RNA, 1098 nt
Organism: Vanrija pseudolonga
Lineage: Eukaryota; Fungi; Basidiomycota; Tremellomycetes; Trichosporonales; Trichosporonaceae
Exons: 2
Coding region: 1-1098 (365 amino acids)
Source: RefSeq, a predicted model, not a curated record
AUGGCGCCCAGUAUCGACCACACGGCAUUCCCAGCCAUCGUGGUCAACAUUAUCCAGCACGCCGACCUCAAGACGCAGCUCGUGUUCUGUCGCACCUCCAAGCAACUGUGCGCACUCAUCGACAAGAAGCAUUUCAAGCACGCCCUGCUCACCGACUUCGAACCUCCACGUUACUACAUCGACUUCCCCUCGCUCCCAACGUUCCCUCCGCACGCCGACAGGUACCCAGUCCUGUACCGCGCCGUCCAGGUCGUCGACGUGAAGCUGGCGGUCGAUCCGCCCAGUAGCAUCUAUCAGCUGGAUGGCGCGACAUCCGUGCACACAAUCAGGCGCAUUGGAUGGGUGUCGACCCUGGCGCAAUUUGUGUUGCCCGACGACCUGCGCACAGUGGUCGACUUUGUCGACGCCGCAGACUACAUGGAGGGCCCCCGCAUUACGGUGUCCUCUACUCAAGAACGUCACAUCCUCCACAUUCGCUGGGACCACCGCAAGUGCAAUGAAGAGUGCAUUCCGUGUAUAUCGUUCAACCUGAACGGUCCGUCAAUCAACCUCAAGGAAUUCGUCAUUGCCCUCUGGGCGGGUGACUUGGACGGUGACGAGAUUACCCAGACCCUGCUGCACAUCGUUCUUGACCUCGCCUCCUACCUUCAGUUCGUCGGAAAGAUGAAGAUUGUCGGGCUCGAGCGGACGGCCAUAGGGGGAGAGGCGAGCAACUUUCAGACCAAAGUCAAGGUGCUGCGACAGCACCUGCUGGCUGGUGUCGGGAAGUUGCCCAAAGUCAAGAACCAUGCCGAAGAGCUCGACCGCGCCAUCACGUUCCUCACCUUCGACGAGUGGUGGAAGGAGCUCGGGCAGCGCAAGGAGACAGAGGGCGUCUGGAACCCUUUGGCCAAGAUUGAUGACGACGACGACAGCACCGACGACGACGGCACCGACGACGACGACGGCUCGAGCUCCGAAUCCGUUGACGAGGACGCUCCCUUGGGCCCAUACAGUGACACCGACUUCCAUGACUGGCCCGACGAUGACGAUGUGAACUCGGCCGACAUCGCCGAGGGCAUGGAGUUCGACCUUGGCUGGACGCACGGCUGGUAUUAA